Molecule: messenger RNA, 824 nt
Organism: Thrips palmi
Lineage: Eukaryota; Metazoa; Arthropoda; Insecta; Thysanoptera; Thripidae
Product: protein Wnt-11b-2-like
Exons: 6
Coding region: 15-824 (269 amino acids)
Biological process (GO): multicellular organism development; canonical Wnt signaling pathway; neuron differentiation
Cellular component (GO): extracellular region
Molecular function (GO): frizzled binding; cytokine activity
Source: RefSeq, a predicted model, not a curated record
CCAUCGCCUGGCUGAUGCUGCGCCACGCGCCGUACAGCACCUGGCGUCCGUCUUCGUGCCGCGGUGGCGGCGGUGGCGGCGGUGGCGGUAGCCCUCGCUGGGGGAUGACCCCUCGGCAAGUGUCGCUGUGCCGCUCCACCCUGGAGGCCAUGCCCCACCUGGCCAAGGCCGCGCAGCUGGCUGUCACCACCUGCAGGCAGGUGUUCGCCGACCGCCGCUGGAACUGCUCCUCGCUGGAGGCCUUGCCCCGCCUCAGCCCGGACCUCUACGCCGGCACCCGCGAGCAGGCCUUCGUGUACGCGCUCAGCGCGGCGGCCGCGACGUACUCCGUGGCGCGGGCGUGCGCGCAGGGCGCACUGCCGCACUGCUCGUGCGCCGGGCCACCGCGCGACCCGCCCAACGGCAACUUCAAGUGGGGCGGCUGCGGCGACAACGUGCGCUACGGCGCCCUGCUGGCGCGCCAGUUCGCGGACGCGGCCGAGAGGGGCGGUGGAGUCCAGCGAGACGACGCAGUGCAAGCCGCCCCCAGCGCCGCCCCCAGCGCCGCGUCGCCGCGCUCCUUCUCGCACGACGACCUCAUCUUCCUCACCAAGAGCCCCGACUACUGCCUGCCCGACCCGCGCACCGGGAGUCUGGGUACUCGCGGCAGGUCCUGCAACGCCAGCUCCAAUGGGUUCGACAGUUGCCAGGACAUGUGCUGUGGGCGAGGCUUCCGUACUGUCACGGUGGAAAAGGUGGAGAGGUGUCAAUGCAAGUACUACUGGUGCUGCUACGUUCGCUGCAAGACAUGCACAUCGUGGGUCGACAUACAUGAGUGUUUAUAG